UAGUCUCUACGAGCCGGCUGAUAGCGUGUAACCUGAUCCAUGCAUUUGAAGCAGUUCAGAUCUUGAACAAGCUCCCACUUAAAUGACUUGGCUUGGUCACUGCAGACCCCAAAAUAAAAAGCAUGUGCUGCUGCUGCUGGAACUGAAGAGCUAUAUCUCUUUUGCUGGGGCUAUAACAGACUCUUAUUUUUUCUGGCUUUGGCACAGAGAACAUUUAACAUACUCAGACCUACAUACAUAAAAUAUAAAUUUUAUAUGCACACUUUCAGAUUAUUUCCAGACUGUUUAUGCUUUGCCUUCAGGUUAAGGACCAGUCUAGUAUAAACACUCGAUAUGCUAAAUGCUCCUAUAAACCUUUGUUUUGUUUUUGUGCUUUAGGGUUGGUAAAGUUUCAACCAUCCCUUUGGCCUUGGGAUUCAGUGAGGAACAACUUAAGAAGUGCCUUGACUGAGAUGUGUGUGCUCUAUGAUGUUCUCAGCAUUGUCAAGGAUAAAAAAUUCAUGACUCUGGAUCCAGUUGUGCAGGAUCCACUUCCCCCAAAGCAGAACCCUCAAACUUUACAGUUAAUUUCAAAGAAGAAAUCACUAGCUGGAGCAGCCCAAAUCCUGUUGAAAGGAGCAGAAAGGUUAUCCAAAUCGGUUGCAGAAAACCAGGAAAAUAAGCGACAACGAGAUUUCAACUCUGAGCUCUUGAGAUUGAGACAGCACUGGAAACUGAGGAAAGUGGGAGACAAAAUCCUUGGGGACCUGAGCUACAGAAGUGCAGGGUCCCUCUUCCCUCAUCAUGGCACAUUUGAAGUGAUAAAGAACACAGAUAUUGAUCUGGAUAAGAAGAUACCAGAGGAUUACUGUCCUUUGGAUGUUCAGAUUCCAAGUGAUUUAGAAGGAUCAGCUUAUAUAAAGGUUUCUAUUCAAAAGCAAGCUCCAGACAUAGGUGACCUUGGCACAGUUAAUCUUUUUAAAAGACCUCUGCCAAAAUCAAAACCAGGUGCUCCACAUUGGCAGACAAAACUUGAAGCUGCACAAAAUGUUCUCUUAUGUAAAGAAAUAUUUGCUCAGCUGUCUCGAGAAGCUGUUCAAAUUAAAUCACAAAUCCCUCACAUUGUUGUGAAAAACCAGAUAAUUUCCCAGCCUUUUCCAGGUUUGCAGUUGUCUAUUUCUUUGUGUCACUCUUCUAAUGAUAAAAAAUCCCAAAAAGCUGCUUCUGAAAAACAGAGUCCAGAAGAUCAUCUCUAUGUUCUGGAACACAAUUUGCAUCAGCUGAUUAGAGAGUUCCACAAGCAAACUUUAAGCUCUACAAUGAUGCCACAUCCAGCUAGUGCACCAUUUGGCCAUAAGAGAAUGAGAAUGGCAGGACCUCAGGCUUUUGAUAAAAAUGACAUCAGCUCCUUACAACCAAAUGAAGGGCUUCUGGAAAAGAUCAUUAAACAGGCAAAACACAUCUUUCUGAGGCGCAGAACUGCUCGAACCAUUGACAGUCUCGCUAGUCGUAUUGAGGAUCCACAGAUUCAGGCCCACUGGUCAAACAUAAAUGAUGUUUAUGAAUCCAGUGUCAAAGUUCUCAUAACUUCCCAAGGUUAUGAACAAAUAUGCAAAUCCAUUCAGCUACAGCUGAACAUUGGAGUUGAACAGAUCAGGAUAGUGCACAGAGAUGGAAGAGUUAUUACAUUGUCUCAUCAAGAACAAGAAUUACAGGAUUUCCUUCUCUCUCAGAUGUCACAACAUCAAGUACAUGCAGUUCAGCAGCUGGCUAAAGUGAUGGGAUGGCAUGUGUUAAGUUUCAGUAAUCAUGUGGGUCUGGGACCAGUAGAGAGUAUUGGCAAUGCAUCAGCAAUAACUCUGGCAUCACCAAGUGGAGACUAUGCUAUUUCAGUACGUAAUGGUCCUGAAAGUGGCAGCAAAGUUAUGGUGCAGUUUCCACGGUGCCAAUGCAAAGACCUCCCGAAAAGUGAUGUGCUACAAGAUAGUAAAUGGAACCAUCUUCGUGGGCCAUUCAAGGAAGUUCAGUGGAAUAAAAUGGAAGGACGAAAUUUUGUAUAUAAAAUGGAGCUCCUCAUGGCUGCCCUAACUCCAUGCUAAUAGCCUGACAUUAUACUAACAAGGACAUGGGAUUGCCACUCUUUUGUAGUGGUAUCGAUCAGCACAACAAAGGGAAACAACCUCGGAGAUACGUGAAAAUAGUGCAAAAGUGUUCACUUUUGCAGCUCUUUAUAGAGAUGUAUCCAGUGUGAUUGUCAGAACUGUUACUUGCUAUGUGAAAUAAAUACGAUCUUUUUAAAUGCCCCUUUCAAUGAAAGUUUUAAAAUGACAUUAAAAUAAAAUCUUAUUUUUGUAGCUUAAAAUGUUGUGAUGCUGGGAUAUAGUUCUGAAGACUGCUCUUUAUUGAAGAUGCCUAAAAUUGCCUUUGCUGUUGAUUACUGACAGUAACUGAGAGAACACCUGACUAAUUUAUAUGAACAAAUUUCUAAAGACACACCAGGUAACGAACUGUAAUCUGGUAAUAUUUGAGCGAUUCAGAUCCAACUGGCUGUCCUAUUUUUCCCAGCUCAACAGCCUGUUUAUUCCUGAAUGGAAAAACCUCUGUUCUCAUUGCAGUUUUCCUUAGAAGACUGCCUGUAAGCUCUUCUGCAAAAUGAUGAUUUUGGUCUUUAGAGAGCAUAUAUUAUGCUAUCACUGAGCAUUUGUGGGAGGUGUCCUAAUAUCCAUAGCAUGUUCCGUGACUUGCCCCUUCUGACUAUUAGUGGAUUUUUUUGGAUGGAAAUAGACAAUGACAGAGACAGUGAAGCCUGUAAUGAAUUAUUAAAGCCUCAUAGGAGUUAUAAUUCAGGUCAUCCUUAUGGAGUGAGUCUCUGACAUGUGCCCUCAAAUUGGAGGGUCUGGAUCCUACUUUGGUGUGGCUUCUGGACAUCAUUUCCUCUAAUGGUUUAAGAGAAACGAAGUUUGUUCACCCGGAAGGUGUGAACAAGUGCAUCUUUUUAAUGCAGAUAAUAUUAAUGUUCUUUAGUGCCUUUCUGGCAAAUUUUCUAUCACCAGUAAUCAUGGAUCAAGUCUUUGAACUAGAAUAAACCUACCUAGGUGUGAUUUGGAUCUUGCUUUUUUUUCCUCUUCCCUGCCACCCAAACGAAGGCAAAAAGAAGGGGUUUCUCUAUAUUUAGAUCAGAAGCCAGAUACAAGAAGUUCCCUCUUCUAAACUGAAUUUGUCUAUAUGGACUCAUUGUGCAAAUCCCAGACAAGGCUGAAAAUGGGAACUGUUGUGAUAAACAUCUCUUGUCAUUUUGUUUGCAGUUCUUGUCUGCUUUGCCAUUGCAGAUACUUUGGGUAACAUGUUCAGUCAUGCUAACUUUUUGGGGUGAUUUGAGUGACACUACAACCAAACAGGAAAGAAUAAGGCACCAUUUCUGGGUGAGAUUGAAAUGUACAUUAGUUUGCAUCAUAACUAAAG
This is a messenger RNA of Pelodiscus sinensis (Chinese soft-shelled turtle), 3441 nucleotides long. Lineage: Eukaryota; Metazoa; Chordata; Testudines; Trionychidae. The record is from RefSeq and is a predicted model, not a curated record.